CCGCCGCCGCCGCCGCCGCCUGAGCUGCCGGGCCCCGGGCCGCCGCGCCGACCGCUGCCGCAAUGAACAUCUUCCGGCUGACGGGGGACCUGUCCCACCUGGCGGCCAUCGUCAUCCUGCUGCUGAAGAUCUGGAAGACGCGCUCCUGCGCCGGUAUUUCUGGAAAAAGCCAGCUUCUCUUUGCACUGGUCUUCACAACUCGUUACCUGGACCUUUUUACUUCAUUUAUUUCAUUAUAUAAUACAUCUAUGAAGCUCAUCUACAUUGCCUGCUCCUAUGCCACAGUGUACCUGAUCUACAUGAAAUUUAAGGCGACCUAUGACGGAAAUCAUGAUACCUUCCGAGUGGAGUUUCUGGUGGUCCCUGUGGGAGGCCUCUCCUUCCUGGUCAAUCAUGAUUUCUCUCCUCUGGAGAUUUUGUGGACCUUCUCCAUCUACCUGGAGUCCGUGGCUAUCCUUCCUCAGCUGUUCAUGAUCAGCAAGACAGGGGAAGCGGAGACCAUCACCACCCACUACCUGUUCUUCCUGGGCCUCUACCGCGCCCUCUAUCUCGUCAACUGGAUCUGGCGCUUCUACUUCGAGGGCUUCUUCGACCUCAUUGCUGUGGUGGCCGGCGUUGUCCAGACUAUUCUAUACUGCGACUUCUUCUACCUGUACAUAACAAAAGUACUCAAGGGAAAGAAACUCAGUCUGCCAGCGUAAGUGCCAAAGACCGUCACCAGCAUCUGUCCUUCAGGGUGCUCGGACAGAAUUCUUACCACAGCAAAGGCACAAGAUGCUUGAUACGGAAAAUCAGAAACUUAACUCUUUCGUUGCAGAUAGUGAUCAGUGGCUCUGUAAGAACCCAGAGGAAAAGAACCAGAAGGUUUCUGUUUAAUGCAUCUUGCCUUAUCUUUUUUUAUUACUAUGUACAAAGAUUUUUUUACACAAAGAAACUUAAUGCUGUAUUAAUAAAUUCAGUGUGUAGCUUCAAUUGGGGUAGUUCCAAAAGUGAAGAUUUUGUGAGGAAUAAGUGCAAACUUUUUUUUUUUUAAUUCUUUGAAACUCUUGAUUCUUUGUGUCUGCAAUGAAAUUGUACUCCUUGACAGUUGGUAGAUUAUAUAUUCUUCCAUCUAUCAAAUUUGCAUUCCACUAUAUUUAUUUUUUGCCAAAAGAUGAGUUAUAUUUGUUUGAAAUCUGAGACACUAUGUUCAAUCUGGUCUAUCUUCGUUCACAUCUCUUCCCACCGAAUGUGGAAAUUCUUCCCUGGACGUCACAACACUACAUGUAAGGCCGGUAAGGAUGACUCACAAGCUUAGGGUUUUCAUUACUAAAAUUUUCAGAUUCUGAAUGUAGAUGGAGUCUCGUUUAAGAGUCACCAAAGGUGCCUGCCCCACUCUCUUGCUAAGAAGAGUGACUUUGAGAUUGUUCCAGGGGUGUCCGAGAACUUGGGGGGCAGGGCUUCUGGGCCGCUUGCCGUCUAAAUGUGGGGUGUGAGGGAUAUUAAUGAUCAGGUUGGAUCUAGGACUCUACUCCUCUGAGGACUGGAACACAAGUUAGUCACCUAUCACUUGAAUUAACAGUUCCGAAAGAUGACUACAGCCAUGUCCCUGCUCAGAUUCAGAAGGGUUUUCGUAUCACUUUCACGUGGUAAAAUGAUUUACAUUUUUUUCUUAAUUGGCAGCACCAAUUGCCAUUCCUUAUACUCUCUGAUUUUUGUUUUUGUUUUGUUUUGUUUUUACUGAGCUCUUGCAUGAUUUGUCUUGUGUUACCAUCCUGAAUAAACAUUUUAUUCAAUGUAGAAUAAAUUGUCUUUUUUUUUUUUUUUUUUUUUUUUUGUGAAUCAGGCUGUUGGAACAUCCUAUGUCAGGAUGAUUUUUUUUUCAUUUUUCAAUUGGCAACAGAAGCUCUAUAUGAGGCUGCAAACAUCUAUUGUCCACAAAUUAAUCUAAAAUUUUCUGUAUUUUGAGGGAAAAUUAGAAUUUUUCCUCCUGAUUUUGCCAUUUUAUUGAUUUGCUACAUUUUUUUGAUUUGUGCAAAAGCAAAUGACUUUGUUUUUAUGUGAUGCACCCUAAAUGUUAAAGUGUUGAAUACUAACAGUGCUUACUACAAGAAGGAUGUAGUAUUUUUGCUUGCUGCAUUAAAAUAUCUUGUGGAAGAA
Lontra canadensis (Northern American river otter) is the source of this 2139-nucleotide messenger RNA. RefSeq names its product KDEL endoplasmic reticulum protein retention receptor 2 (gene KDELR2). Gene Ontology annotation, molecular function: ER lumen protein retrieval receptor activity. The transcript has 5 exons. The coding region runs from base 63 to 701 and encodes 212 amino acids. Gene Ontology annotation, cellular component: membrane; endoplasmic reticulum; cis-Golgi network. The record is from RefSeq and is a predicted model, not a curated record. Gene Ontology annotation, biological process: protein retention in ER lumen; endoplasmic reticulum to Golgi vesicle-mediated transport. NCBI's taxonomy places the organism in Eukaryota, Metazoa, Chordata, Mammalia, Carnivora, Mustelidae.